UCCGGUUCAGCUGCCUCAUUCUCAGAACCAGAACACAAAUCUUAGCACUAUCAAUGGCUAAUGAGAUGUUAAGGCCCUUUGUUUCCCUUCUUGUAUUCCUCAACUUCUGCAUGUAUGCCAUUGUGGCAUCGAUAGGAGGCUGGGCCAUCCACAUAGCCAUCGAUCGAGGAUUCAUCAUAGGUCCAGAGCUAGUACUCCCAGCUCAUUUCGCACCAAUAUUCUUUCCAAUAGGAAAUGCAGCCACUGGGUUCUUUGUAAUGUUUGCAUUGAUAGCUGGGGUCGUGGGCGCUGCUUCUGCUCUUGCUGGCUUAAACCACAUUCGCUUUUGGAAUUAUGACAGCUUGCAGCCUGCUGCAUCAUCUGGCAUCAUUGCAUGGGCACUCACUCUCAUUCCAAUGGGCUUGGCUUGCAAGGAGAUUAAUUUAGGGGGAAGGAAUGCGCGCCUGAGAACAAUGGAGGCUUUCUUGAUUAUUCUCUCAGCUACGCAGCUUGUCUACGUUCUUGCCAUUCGAGCGGCAUCACCUGCGCAUCCAGCAAUGCCAAGGAGAUGAGCUUGGAGGGCUGAAGAGUUUUCGAGGGGGAAAAAAGGAAAAAGAAAGAAAAACUGAACUGGAGAAUGAAGUGCAGUUUCAGUUGUUUGUUUGAUGUUUCUUCUACCAUGUUUAUAUUCCUGGAGUGAGAUUGCGAGAAUCAGGAGGGUUCAUUGAUGCGGUUUUAUUG
Messenger RNA from Elaeis guineensis (African oil palm), 720 nucleotides. RefSeq names its product membrane protein PM19L-like. NCBI's taxonomy places the organism in Eukaryota, Viridiplantae, Streptophyta, Magnoliopsida, Arecales, Arecaceae. The record is from RefSeq and is a predicted model, not a curated record.